Molecule: messenger RNA, 5187 nt
Organism: Symphalangus syndactylus (siamang)
Lineage: Eukaryota; Metazoa; Chordata; Mammalia; Primates; Hylobatidae
Gene: ZNF182
Product: zinc finger protein 182
Biological process (GO): embryo development; regulation of transcription by RNA polymerase II
Cellular component (GO): nucleus
Molecular function (GO): RNA polymerase II cis-regulatory region sequence-specific DNA binding; DNA-binding transcription factor activity, RNA polymerase II-specific
Source: RefSeq, a predicted model, not a curated record
GAGGUCACACCUGUAGGGACUGAUGGUAGAGGAUACCCAGGACAGAGAGUGGGGGUCCUCGCUCUGCAGCAGCAAAGUUAGCCUCACAUAGCUUGUGCAUGCACACUGUAGGCCCUCGGAUAGUUUCUGAGGGGCUGUACCACUGGCUCCUCUGCCCCUCAACUCCCACCAACCCUAAAGGAUUUCCUCCUUUGUGUAGGUGUGCGUGUACAAGGUGGUUGGAGAUGACGUUUAGGUGCCAGAAGGGGCAACACUGUGAUGGGCCCUAAAGGACCAGCCCUUUCUAUUUUCUACCUCCUAAUGCAUUGAGAGAGUGGAUAAAUUGUAUACCCAGGAGGUGCUGAUGUGUCAGGGAGCAACAGAUGUGAGUUCCUUUUUUACUUUCUUUGUCUUGUCUACUGGGAAGCUCCAUUCCUUUUGUUGUUGUUGUUGUUUGUUUGUUUUUUGUUUUUGAGAUGGAGUCUCACUGUGUUGCCCAGGCUGGAGUGCAGUGGUGCGAUCUUGGCUCACUGCAACCUCUGCCUCCCGGGUUCAAGCGAUUCUCCUGCCUCAGCCUCCAGAGUAGCUGGGAUCACAGACAUGCUACCAAGCCCGGCUAAUUUUUGGUGUUUUUAGUAGAGACGGGGUUUCACCAUGUUGGCCAGGCUGGUCUUGAACUCCUGACCUCAGGUGAUCCGCCUACCUUGGCCUCCCAAAGUGCUGAGAUUACAGGCGCGCGCCACCGCACCCAGCCCAAUAUAUGUGUAUUUUUAACGUUACUAUAUAAUGCUAGAUUGCUUCAGACUGGUCUUUACAAAUCAGAUCCUUCUUACGGUUUCCCAUAUGUCCAGAAUGAAAUAUGAGCUCCCUGGCCAAGGAGGCCCUACAGCACCUGGCCCCAGCCUACACCCCCUACACUCCCAACACACUGACACUGUCUACUCAUCCAGAAAAAGCAACCUGUUAGCCACCACUUAAUACACCCCUUCACCCCCGGUGUGUGUGUCCCACAUUGCCGUUUAUUUUUCAGCUUGUUUGUCUGCAUACCGACCUAUCGUCCUUCAAACGCUACAACGUAAACUCCCAGCCCUGGCCACUGGAUGAAGCCAGUGGCUUUUCCCUACCUCCUACUCUUUGUGCACGCAGAACAAUUUACCCACGCACCCCGCCUUCCCGUUAUUUUACACCUGCAACCCUGUUGCUGCCCUCCAAGUUCAAAGUGCGAAAUUGCCGCCUGCUAGAAUCUUUUCCUUAGUUGGGCACUUCCCCUCCCCGCCCUGCCGUAAGAAAAUUGGUGUUUGAAGUCUUAGGAGUGCCGGCCUCUGCAGAACGAAGUAAACACCCGCUUUACGACGCAGCCCCAGAAGCAAAAAGACACGGUGGGCGCGGCCAUCUCGCCUGGAGCAGUGACGUCACCGGCAAGGCUACCUUCCCUCUGCGCCUGCGCUGCGGCCCCAUGUUGACUAUUGGCGGACGCGGGAGUUGGGGGGGGGGGGGGGUCUCAAAGGCGCCACUGAGCGUGCGCAGAACCGACCGCUGCAGUCCUUUAGGCUGCGGUGCCAAAGAGUCGGUCCCGAAGCGGAAGUGCUUGUUGGGGCCAGGCUUUGUAACGGUCUCCUGAGCAGCGAGCAGAAAAUCUGUUAUCGAGAGAGAGUGAGCACAGUGACCUGCCCCUAAGGGUUCAUGCGCAUCCCUCAGACCCCUCUUUAGACGCGCCCCGCUUCUCCCUCUGCCCUCUCCCCUUGCCCAAGCCCCGAGGUGGGGGCCUGGUGUGAAUGCUCCGGCCGAAGUGAACCUGCACCCCCGCACCCGAAGGCCUCUUUCCGGCUCCUGGGCAAGGCGGCCCCGGUGAGCUCAGCCGUCACACGUCUCUGCUUUUUCCCAAGAAGAGCAGGAAAUGGCCAAACCCCAGAAAAAAAAAGUUAUAAAGAAAAGUGGUUUAUUUGGCUCACAGUCCUGCAAGCUGUACAAGAAGCAUGACACCAGCAUCUGCAUCUGGUGAGGCCUCAGGAAGCUUCUACUCAUGGCAGAAGGCAAAGAGGGAACAGGGGCUAGUGACAUUUGAAGAUGUAGCUGUGGAUUUCACCCAGGAGGAGUGGCAGUACCUGAACCCACCACAGAGGACCCUGUACAGAGACGUGAUGCUGGAGACCUACAGCAACUUGGUCUUUGUGGGGCAGCAGGUUACCAAACCAAACCUCAUCCUCAAGUUGGAGGUAGAAGAAUGCCCGGCAGAAGGAAAAAUCCCGUUUUGGAACUUUCCAGAAGUCUGUCAAGUUGAUGAACAGAUUGAGAGGGAACAUCAGGAUGACCAAGAUAAAUGUCUGCUGAUGCAAGUUGGAUUUUCUGACAAGAAAACAAUUACCACCAAGAGUGCUCGUGACUGUCAUGAGUUUGGAAACAUACUUCAUCUGAGUACAAACCUUGUUGCUUCAAUACAAAGACCUGAUAAACACGAAUCAUUUGGAAAUAAUAUGGUAGAUAAUUUAGACUUAUUUAGUACACGUUCUGCAGAAAAUAAAUAUGAUAAUGGAUGUGCAAAAUUGUUCUUCCAUACUGAGUAUGAGAAAACAAAUCCUGGAGUGAAGCCCUGUGGCUAUAAAGAGUGUGGGAAAGGUCUUAGGCGAAAGAAAGGCCUUAGUCUACAUCAGAGAAUUAAAAAUGGAGAGAAACCCUUUGAAUGUACUGCAUGUAGGAAAACCUUCAGCAAGAAGUCACACCUCAUUGUACAUUGGAGAACUCAUACGGGAGAGAAACCUUUUGGAUGUACCGAAUGUGGAAAAGCCUUUAGUCAAAAAUCUCAACUCAUUAUACACUUGCGAACUCAUACAGGAGAGAGACCCUUUGAGUGUCCUGAAUGUGGAAAAGCCUUCAGAGAAAAGUCAACUGUCAUCAUACAUUACAGGACUCACACAGGAGAAAAACCUUAUGAAUGUAAUGAAUGUGGAAAAGCCUUCACUCAGAAGUCCAACCUCAUUGUCCAUCAGAAAACCCACACUGGAGAGAAAACCUAUGAAUGCACUAAAUGUGGAGAAUCUUUCAUACAGAAGCUUGAUCUAAUUAUACAUCAUAGUACCCAUACAGGAAAGAAACCCCAUGAAUGUAAUGAGUGUAAGAAAACUUUCAGUGAUAAGUCAACUCUCAUUAUACACCAGAGAACUCAUACAGGAGAGAAACCUCAUAAAUGUACUGAAUGUGGGAAGUCUUUCAAUGAGAAGUCAACCCUCAUUGUGCAUCAAAGAACUCAUACAGGAGAGAAACCCUAUGAAUGUGAUGUGUGUGGGAAAACCUUCACGCAAAAGUCAAACCUUGGUGUACAUCAGAGAACUCAUUCAGGAGAGAAACCGUUUGAAUGUAAUGAAUGUGAGAAAGCCUUCUCUCAGAAGUCCUACCUCAUGCUACAUCAGAGAGGUCAUACAGGAGAGAAACCUUAUGAGUGCAAUGAAUGUGAAAAAGCAUUUUCACAGAAAUCAUAUCUCAUUAUACAUCAAAGAACUCAUACAGAAGAAAAACCCUAUAAAUGUAAUGAAUGUGGCAAAGCCUUCAGAGAAAAGUCAAAGCUCAUUAUACAUCAGAGAAUUCAUACAGGAGAGAAACCCUAUGAAUGUCCUGUGUGUUGGAAAGCUUUUAGCCAGAAGUCACAGCUCAUAAUACAUCAGAGAACACACACGGGAGAGAAACCCUAUGCAUGCACUGAGUGUGGCAAAGCCUUCCGAGAAAAGUCAACAUUCACUGUACAUCAAAGAACUCAUACUGGAGAGAAACCCUAUAAAUGUACAGAAUGUGGGAAAGCCUUUACCCAAAAAUCAAACCUUAUUGUACAUCAGCGAACCCAUACAGGAAAGAAAGCCCAUGGAAGAGGCCACACUCGGAAGUCAAAGUUCAUGGCAGAUUAGAGAGCUAAUCAGCAGUAUCUAUUAUGGACACUGAAAGAAAGUUGUGUCAGUUUUACUCACAUUUUAAAAGUAUAUUCUGACUUGUGGUUUAAAUAUGGGAGUAAAUUCAGCCUUUCUUCUUUUCAUCUCAGUCAUAACCCAAAAGCUAUGGGAGAAAAAGCAGAAGUGUAAUCUCUGUAUCUGACAAAAUUAGGAGACAGCUGCAACCCUGAUGAGAGGGCUGCCACAGGCAGAGGAAAUGAAGCACUGGUGCAGGAGAUUUCAGAGUGAGCGUGCUCAAGGCUGCAGAUGUGAGACAGCACUGGUAAGGACUCUUAGCUGAGGUUCGGGAUAUACCCUGAGGUGCGGAACCAUAGAUAUAACUGUGGUAACAGUGCACGGGCAGGUAGGAGGUAGGAUGUUUCCUAGACCAUUUGGGGUCUGAGGAGAAACAGGCUGGGGCCUCGAGAAGGAGUCACUCAGGCAAGCCGUAUUUGUAGAAAGUAGUCUACUGAUGGGAGCAACAGUUAUGGGGUGCUGGGGGAAGAGAAGGGACUUUUCCUUGUGAAGAGCCCUACAGUUGCCCCUAUUUACUGACUUGGGAGAAGUAAAGUCAGAAAGAACUAACAGAUGUGGGGGAAAAAAUUCUCAGUUGUCAAAAAAAACUGAUCUGCUUAGAAUGUGGCCCUGGUUUCUUUUCCCACAUGAACCUCCAGCAAAUAGCAAGUCCAGGGAAAAAUCUUCUCAUUCAAAGAGGAAUUAUUCAAAAGUAAUCAAAACCACAAAUGCAUAUGGUUUUUGGGCCAGCAAUUCCACUUUUAGGAAUGUACAUACACAUGUACAAAAUGAUGAACAUACAGAAGUAUUAAUGCACUGUUUGUGAAAACAAAAGAUUGGAAGCUGUCUAAAUGACACCAUAUCAGGGUUCUGGUUCCCUAAAUUGUGGUAUAUUCAUACAGCCUACUCCUGGGUAGACAACAACGAAUAAAUAAGGAGAACUUGGGUACCAUUUAUGUAGUGAUGUGGGAUAACCUUCAGUUUAUGUUAUUAGGUAGGAAAAACAAGGUUGAGGACAGUGAGUAUAAUACGCUGCCAUUUGUAUAUAAAAAGGAGAAAAAUGGUAAGUACAUAAUUGUGAAUUCAUAAGUUAUCUCUGGAAAGAGACAAGAGAACCUGGUAACCCUGAUUACCUUGGGAUGGGAAGGAGCAGUGGUGGCUGGGGGGAUGGAAUUGAGAGGGAGACAACUGUAUCCUUUCAUAGCUUUUGAAAAUGUGGGUGUACUAUGUACUAUGUGGAUGUACUACCUUUUCAAAAAUAAAACAUUUAAAAAGC